AUGACCGUAAUUCAUCCUUUGCAAGAUACUCUUACCUCUCGCGAUGGCUCAUUAAUUUUCGCCAUUAUCAAGAAUUGUAUCCUAAGUUUCAGAUAUCAAUCGUCAAAUGAAUGGGAGCUAGUUGGAAAAUGGUCUGACGAUUUCGACAAAACUCAAGAAAUAAAGAAGAACGUAGCUAGGGAUCAACAGAGGCAAACCAGCGAAAACGAAAACAAAAACAAAAAAUUAAAAAGUAACAAAGGCGACUCAAUCACCAAGACAGUAGCCAAGGUACCAUCUCCAGGUAUUGGCGCCCCUCCCAUAUACUCGUACAUCAGAAACCUAAAACUUACAGCAGAUGACUCAAGAUUAAUUGCAUGUGCUGAUUCUGACAAAUCCGUCCUAAUUUUCGAUGUUGACAGGGCUUCUAAGACAAAUAUUUUGAAGUUAACUAAGAGAUUCUCCUUCCCAAAGAGACCGAAUGCAAUUACCGUUGCUGAAGAUGGUACCACGGUUAUCGUGGCUGACAAGUUUGGUGAUGUGUACUCCAUUGACAUUAAUUCCAAUCCAGAAGAGAAGUUCACUCAAGAACCUAUCCUAGGUCACGUAUCGAUGCUGACUGAUGUGCACAUGAUGAAAGACUCUACAGGGCACACAUUUUUAAUCACUAGUGAUAGAGACGAGCAUAUUAAGAUUUCGCACUAUCCGCAAUGUUUCAUUGUAGACAAGUGGCUGUUCGGCCAUAAGCAUUUUGUUUCUUCCAUAUGCUGUGAUAAAGAUUCUUUGUUGUUGAGUGCGGGCGGUGAUGUGAAUAUAUUUGCUUGGGAUUGGAAAACUGGUGAGACUUUAUCCACCUUUGAUUACAGCGGUUUGAUCAAACCUUAUUUAAGCGAUCAACAUUUAGCACCAUCAAGAUUCCAAAACGAAGAUAACAGUAUUAUUGAAUUUGCCGUCAGUAGAAUAGUAAAAUUAAGUAAUCUACCGUUUGCUGCAUUUUUCGUUGAAGCUACAAAAUGCAUUAUGAUUUUGGAAAUAUCAGAAAAGGAGAAAGGUAAACUUUCACUAAAGCAAAUCAUAAAUUUGCCGUAUAAUGUUAUUUCAUUGUCCGCUCAGAAUGAUGAGCUGCAAGUUACCUUAGACAAUCAAAAAUCCCCCAAUGUGCAAAAUAACUUUGUUAAAUUCAUUCAAUAUAAUCCCAAUGACUGCGUUUUUGUCGAUAAUGAUGAAAAGUCAAAUAAAUUUGAUGAUGUCAUCACACAAUCAGUAGGAAGAGAUUCUAACUUGAAUGCUGAAGAGGAAUGUGUUUAUCCAUUGUAUAAUAUUUCCUCAUUGAGAAAACACGGAGAACAUUAUUCAUGA
Saccharomyces kudriavzevii IFO 1802 is the source of this 1338-nucleotide messenger RNA. It is a transcript of the gene TRM82, whose product is annotated as Trm82p. Gene Ontology annotation, biological process: RNA (guanine-N7)-methylation. The transcript has a single exon. Lineage: Eukaryota; Fungi; Ascomycota; Saccharomycetes; Saccharomycetales; Saccharomycetaceae. Bases 1 to 1338 code for a protein of 445 amino acids. Gene Ontology annotation, molecular function: protein binding; tRNA (guanine(46)-N7)-methyltransferase activity. Gene Ontology annotation, cellular component: cytosol; tRNA methyltransferase complex; nucleus. The record is from RefSeq and is a predicted model, not a curated record.